Molecule: messenger RNA, 2328 nt
Organism: Echinococcus granulosus
Lineage: Eukaryota; Metazoa; Platyhelminthes; Cestoda; Cyclophyllidea; Taeniidae
Exons: 12
Coding region: 1-2328 (775 amino acids)
Source: RefSeq, a predicted model, not a curated record
AUGUCGACAUUUUUAAGGCUCGAACUUGACCUGUCACAGAACAAGGAAAAGGAUUCUAAAAUGGAGACUGUUGACGAACUAUUUUGCCGGACAAAUAAAUUCAUCGACGCCUUAAUGAUGGAGGAAGAAAGUCGUGAUCUAUCGCAAGAACUAGAAGAACUGAGGGAGACCGUAUUAGCGAACUCACCACAACCUUUCAGCUCACAACAGACUGAGGAUGAACCCAAUAAAUGGGACUGCAUAGACAGGUCUACGAGAUUCUACAAUACCCUUUCUGCGGAUCAAAUGAAGUUCUGCAGUUGGAUAUCUUCCAUCGAUGAACGAAUCCCUGCGUGCUACAAUGCUAAAGAUCCUGUAGAUUCUGAACAAUCGCCUUGUGCAGAGGUUCUGUGUGAUUUCGAAAGUGACCAAGGCCUUGUAAGCCAUCAAGAGGUUGUAAGGAUAGUGGAAAUUAAAGGUGGCAACGCACUUGUGAUUGGACGCGCUUAUACCACGGAGAGACAAGUUGGUCAGAAGUUCGGUCUCUACAGCACUCUCAAGUCGUCCAUUGAGCGGCAGCACCGCAGCUCAGGUACCUCGAGUCAGACGUACGACUCCUGUCGAGUGAAAAAGCAGACGAGGCGGGAGCAAGAUAACCCCAAAAUUAUCCGACAAAUCAGAUUUUGGAUUCCACAGAUCUACCUACAGCCUCUCAGUUUAAAAGCAAAGUUAGUGGAAAAUGCUAUGGAUACACGGCAAUUUGUGCUUUCCAUCUGGGAGAGCUAUGUGAAGGAGACCGCCCAAGCUGUCAUGAAUCUACUCUACAUCACCUUGAGACACUGGAGUAAGGAAAAGAUGGAUGUUGACUAUGUAGCAAUCAACGGUGAUAUGAAGCGAAGUUUGAAAAGCUUCUUUAGAUCUCUUGAAGGAAGCCUUAGCAAUGAUUGGGAGUGCGAAAUACACUACGAACUAAUCCUGCAGCAACUUCGCUUACUGCAGGCCGGUGAUAACGCAACAAACGAUGGAUCUCGAUCUAGAGCGGAAGAAAUGCCGAAUGAAGAUAUAACUGAACGGAUUGGACAAUUAAUGUUGGAACGACGAAUAAUAUUCCGUUUGCUAGAACAACACCAGGGGAUGCAGCAGGCAUUUGAGGCCGCUAAAGCAGGACCAAUGAAACCAAAUUUAGGAUUUCCACUUCAGUUAGAAGGGAGUUGUGGGUCCGAACUAAAAGAUACGGAAAUAUCUUGUACACCGGACGGAUACGAAAAACGCGCAUCCUUGGGUUCGUAUGCCAGCACGGACGCAGAGGCAGGGAGGCCAGGAAUGCAUCUUAAUUGUACGAUGAGUGAGACAAGUUUGCUAUCCCCGCCACCGCCCUUCGACAAGCCACCUGAGCCAUUGCGUCAAAAGACGGGUAGCCUAUCAAAGAAACUGGAGACUGCGGAGAGGAUAGAGAAGCACUACGGUAGCGAGCCCUGCAUCCUAGAGGCGGCGGCGUGCCGGCGGCACCAGGCACAUACAUGGACGCGCAGCGGGCGCUACCGCUCAGCGGACCUCUCACUAAAGGGCCUCGACAAGUGCUCGCGACUGCGCGCGCGCUCCUUCGGACAGGGUUCUAAGUCCCUCCCGCGCACCUCCUAUCCUCUGCCAGUGAUGAAAAAGUCGCCGCCCGUUAAACUUGCUGUCGUUCAUCCAGUGGGCGGAAUGGACUCGGGCCCCGAAGUGGGAUACGUGGUGAUAAUGCGACCAAGUUUCCGUGAGCGCAUCACGACGGUGCUGGACACGCGGCGCCGCAAGCGCGUCUCCAUCCACGCCGCCAUCGAGCGUGGCAUCGCGGGAUUCGAGAGCGGUGCCACAGGGGCGGCGGAGGCUGAGGAAGGGCUAAGCGAAAAGGAGCAGAAAGAGUGUUUCUUCGUUUACGACACUGCUAGCGGCACCAAACUCAAUUUCUCCCAGGCCCUCAGUGAUGGCAUCAUCCACUACGACUCUUCAGCCACUGAGAGCAUUGUCUUUGAUGAAUACGCAAAGUCGGAGUGGCGCGGAGUGAAGUCGGUCUACCACCCUCUGGUGUAUCGUGUGGAGCAGGUGCGUGAGGUGGUUGAGCGUGGAGAGAAGUUGAUUCGGCAGAAGCACAAAUGGAUGCCAUUUCACCGAGCCAUAGAGACGGGUCGCCUCGAUCGACGCACAGCAGAAUACGUGGUCCGCACCGGUGGUGAUGAUGACAAAUGGGGUGAGGAGGUUCUGCGCCUCCCCUUCGCCAAGGCGCUCGCCUAUGGACUGGUCAAAGUGGUGGCGCUGCGCCACUGCCUUAUUGAGAAAUUGCCUCGUGACAAGUGCAUAUUCGCUUGA